Messenger RNA from Lotus japonicus, 997 nucleotides. RefSeq lists its product as uncharacterized. The record is from RefSeq and is a predicted model, not a curated record. The transcript is spliced from 4 exons. NCBI's taxonomy places the organism in Eukaryota, Viridiplantae, Streptophyta, Magnoliopsida, Fabales, Fabaceae. Gene Ontology annotation, molecular function: DNA binding. Bases 246 to 722 code for a protein of 158 amino acids.
AGGCAACCUGAUGUUGGGAGUUCAGGAAAGAAUGGUGAAGAGGUGGUUGUGUCUGAUGUUGGUGAUAAGGAUGAAGUUGGUGGGGAAGUUCCAGUGGAUGAUGUCGGUGGUAAGGUUGAAGUUGGUGGGGAAGUUUCAGUUCCAGUGGCUGAUGUUGGUGAUAAGGAUGAAGAUGGUGUGGAAGUUCCAGUCCAGUGGCUGAUGUUGGUGGGGAGAUACCAUUAGCUGAUGUUGGUGGGCAGUUUAUGGAUGUGGAUAACAUUGAAGAGAAUGAUGUAAUUAUGAUAUCAAGUGAUGAUGAGGAGUAUGAUGGAAUUGUGCAAUUAAGUGAUGAGGAGGAGGAUGAUGGAAUUAUGCAAUUGAGUGAUGGAGAGGAGGAUGAUGGUGUGGAGAGGGUUAUUCAUAAUUUUGAUAAGGUCAUUAGCAGCUCUGAUUCUGGUGGAGGCCAGACAAUGGCAUUGCCUAAGUUGUAUGUGGUGAAUCAUAUUAGGGCAAACUGGGAGAAUAUCGUUCUACAAACCCCUAGGGGUAGAACUUAUAGUUGUCUGCUGAAAAGAAGGAAUCCAAGGAAGAUUGAUACUCCAAUCCACAUUGCAAAGGAUUGGUAUCAAUAUGUGAAGGAUCAUGAGUUGAAGUAUAGGGAUGUUGUGCACUUUAGGCCAGUUAGCACUCACAACAAUUUGGUUAAUGUUACCAUUACCCGUGGGCAGCCGUAUGUAUAAUAUAUGGCAUCUCAAUCAUUCUCUUCGACACAAAGAAGAAAUGGGAUUGCUGAUGGAAGGCUCUGUACUUGCGGCCUUACCCCAGCCCUAAAGACUUCAUGGUCCAGUAGUAAUUAUGGACGAAGAUAUUUUCAAUGUCCUUUGAAGGCUUGUGGGUAUUAUGAUUGGCUUGAUCCCCCUGUGCAUGGGCAAGUUGUUGAAGCCCCCAUGACUGCUGCUGUGACUCCUGGUCAAGUUGUUCAAGGCCCCAUGACUGCUGCUGUGACUCCUGGUCA